CAAAAAUAUCACAUUUUAUAAAGAUUACUGAAAAUGACAGAUAUAAUAAGAGUAUUAGAACUUUAUAGUGGUAUAGGAGGAAUGCAUUGUGCACUUCAAGAUAGUGGCAUCAAAUAUGAAGUGGUAGCAGCAAUAGAUGUAAAUACAACAGCAAACAAGAUUUACAGACACAAUUUCAAAGGAACUUACCUUAUAGAAAACGGCAUAGAGAAACUGACAGUAACACAGAUUGAUCGAAUGAAGAUAGAUAUGAUACUGAUGAGCCCUCCUUGUCAACCAUUCACUAGAGUUGGAAAAAAACUAGAUGUUGAUGAUCUCAGGACAAAAUCAUUUCUUCAUCUCUUAGAUCUGUUACCUCAACUGACACAUUGUCCAUCUUACAUUCUAGUAGAAAAUGUCAAAGGAUUUGAAGAGUCACAAACUCGAGACUUGCUUAUCAAAGCUUUACAGAAAUGUCAAUUUCAUUUACAGGAGUUCAUGUUGACACCAUUACAAUUUGGAAUACCAAACUCAAGACUGAGGUACUACAUGAUUGCCAAAAGACUUCCAGUCAAUCCAAAUUAUUCAUGGUCAAAUACUGAACAACUUUGUUACUCAGUACCUAGUGUUGUGCAGCCUUACUUAAGGUACAAAAUACUAUGUGACACAGAAAAUAGAUGCUACCAUACUGACAAGGGAGCUAAUCCUGACAUGAUCUCAACGCUCACCAGCAAAAAAGAAGAAACAAAUAGUUUAUCACAGAACUCAGACUGUGAAAAUAUGACUGAAUCCAAAUUAGAUGAGUGUACUGGGUGUUCUAAAAAUAAAUGUGAAGAGGAAGACUGGAUGCUUGUCAGUCAUAAUGAUGGAGAAGGUGAUAGUUCAAAAACAAACAAGGGACCAGUUUUGGCUAAAAGAUUAAAAACCAAACAUUCAUAUGAUACAGCAGAAGAAAAACAUUCAAAUGAAGAUGAUUCAAAACCAUUGUGUUUUAUGUGUGACAAUGAAAGCAGAUUAAUGGAAGAAAGUCAGUUGUUGAGACAGGAUGAUGAAACAGAGACAUACCAUGGUAAAUGUCUACAGCUACAUCAUUUUCUGGAGAAGCAGUCAGCAGAAUACUUCAACAAACACAAAUUACCUGACAAAGAUCUGAAGAGAUUUAUUGUAAUGGAUGUCGUGUUUCCAUGUAUUAGGAAAACUAUCUGCUUUACCAAAAGGUAUGGUCACUAUAUGGAGGGAGCAGGAUCAAUUAUCCAGAUGUCAACAGAGCCGGAGGAUGUUACUGGAGCAUGUCAGUUGAAAAAGGAGGCAGUAGAAAAGAAAAAUAACAAGAAUUGGGGAGAAAAAGAAAUAGCCAUAAUUAGAAAAUUACAACUGAGAUACUUCACUCCAAGGGAGAUAGCAAACCUUCUUUGUUUUCCAGAAACAUUUGAUUUCCCUGAAGAUGUUUCCACAAUACAAAAAAACAGAGUGCUUGGGAACAGUCUAAAUGUACAUGUAGUAUCUGUCCUGAUUAGACUUCUGACAAUGAAAUAAUCAACAUCAGUGUACAUAUGAUUUUCCUGUUUUUGUGACAUACUUGUGAAUCUCCUUUCAUUUGACUGCUGAAGUGAUUUAAAAAGUAGUCCUCAUAUAAGUGGGGUCUGGUACAUUAGACUCUGUACUCAAAACAUUUGUUUAUUAUUU
Mytilus trossulus (common blue mussel) is the source of this 1665-nucleotide messenger RNA. Its product is annotated as tRNA (cytosine(38)-C(5))-methyltransferase-like. Bases 34 to 1515 code for a protein of 493 amino acids. Gene Ontology annotation, molecular function: methyltransferase activity. The record is from RefSeq and is a predicted model, not a curated record. Gene Ontology annotation, cellular component: nucleus. NCBI's taxonomy places the organism in Eukaryota, Metazoa, Mollusca, Bivalvia, Mytilida, Mytilidae. The transcript has 9 exons.